Molecule: messenger RNA, 2320 nt
Organism: Sorex fumeus (smoky shrew)
Lineage: Eukaryota; Metazoa; Chordata; Mammalia; Eulipotyphla; Soricidae
Gene: PPP2R5A
Product: protein phosphatase 2 regulatory subunit B'alpha
Exons: 13
Coding region: 74-1549 (491 amino acids)
Biological process (GO): protein dephosphorylation; signal transduction
Cellular component (GO): protein phosphatase type 2A complex; cytosol; nucleus
Molecular function (GO): protein phosphatase activator activity
Source: RefSeq, a predicted model, not a curated record
GGCGCGGCGCUGUCCCCGCCUCCCGCCCGCUCCCGCCCGCCCCCGCCGCUGCCCGCCGAGCCGCCCGCGCGCGAUGUCGGCGCCGCCGCCGCCCGCGGGCGCCGCCGUGUCCGCGGCCGAGAAGGUGGACGGCUUCACGCGCCGCUCGGUGCGCCGCGCGCAGCGGCAGAAGCGCUCGCAGAGCUCGUCGCAGUUCCGCGGCCAGGGCGGCGCGGCCGAGCUGCAGCCGCUGCCGCCGCUCAAAGAUGCCACUUCAAAUGAGCAGCAGGAGCUCUUCUGUCAGAAGCUGCAGCAGUGCUGUGUACUGUUUGAUUUCAUGGACUCUGUAUCAGACUUGAAGAGUAAAGAAAUUAAAAGAGCGACAUUGAACGAGCUCGUCGAGUAUGUCUCUACUAACCGUGGUGUGAUCGUUGAGUCAGCAUAUGCUGACAUAGUGAAAAUGAUCAGUGCUAACAUCUUCCGUACUCUUCCUCCAAGUGACAAUCCAGAUUUUGAUCCAGAAGAGGAUGAGCCCACGCUUGAGGCCUCUUGGCCUCACAUACAGUUGGUGUAUGAAUUCUUCUUAAGAUUUUUGGAAAGCCCUGAUUUCCAGCCUAGUAUUGCAAAGCGAUACAUUGAUCAGAAGUUUGUACAACAGCUCCUGGAGCUUUUUGAUAGUGAAGACCCACGAGAGCGCGACUUCUUGAAGACAGUCCUGCACCGGGUCUACGGCAAGUUCCUGGGGUUGAGAGCAUUCAUCCGGAAGCAGAUCAACAAUAUCUUCCUCAGGUUUAUAUAUGAAACAGAGCACUUCAAUGGUGUUGCUGAACUCCUUGAAAUAUUGGGAAGUAUUAUCAAUGGCUUUGCAUUGCCGCUGAAGGCAGAACACAAGCAGUUUCUAAUGAAGGUUCUCAUUCCCAUGCACACCGCCAAAGGACUGGCUCUAUUCCACGCGCAGCUAGCCUACUGUGUGGUGCAGUUCCUGGAGAAAGACACAACACUGACAGAACCUGUGAUCAGAGGAUUGCUGAAAUUCUGGCCAAAAACGUGCAGUCAAAAAGAGGUGAUGUUCUUAGGAGAGAUUGAAGAGAUCUUAGAUGUCAUUGAACCGACACAGUUCAAAAAAAUCGAAGAGCCCCUCUUUAAGCAGAUGUCCAGGUGUGUGUCCAGUUCUCACUUCCAGGUUGCAGAGAGGGCUUUGUACUUUUGGAAUAAUGAAUAUAUCCUUAGUUUGAUUGAGGAGAAUAUUGAUAAAAUUCUACCUAUCAUGUUCGGCAGUUUAUAUAAAAUCUCCAAAGAACACUGGAAUCAGACCAUUGUAGCGCUGGUGUACAAUGUGCUGAAAACACUGAUGGAGAUGAAUGGCAAGCUCUUCGACGACCUCACCAGCUCCUAUAAAGCCGAGAGACAAAGAGAGAAGAAGAAGGAGUUGGAACGUGAAGAAUUAUGGAGGAAACUAGAGGAUUUAAAGCUAAAGAAAGCGCUCGAGAUGCACAACAGUACCUACCAUCUGGACGACAGCAGUUCUUUAGCAACACACAGCAGUCCCAGCAGCACAGGGUCCAAGUAACGGGCCUUGCCGCCAGGGCGACCUCUACACUUUUUUGAAAUAUGUAAAAAUUAUGAAACCUCAUCAGUAUAAUUAAAAAGCCAAUUUUUUCUCUGGCAACUGUCACUGAGCUGUGUCACAGCCACAGUAUACUGUGCCCUCUGUCCAAUCAUUGAUUCUGUCACCUCUGAAGUCCACAGAAAUGAAUUUCUCACCGACACGAGUGAGGUGAUCACGGGAGUGGUAAGGACGCUUAACUCGGUUGUGUUCAUGUCAGGCCCGGGAGUGUCUGCGCCACUCCGUGUGCUUCCCUCGUAGUCUUCCUCUCACUGCUGCAGCCUUACUCACAGCCAAGGACAAGGGGGUCUCCUGGAGUGGAACUAAGGGGGAGCCUGGGCCUCCCUCCCUUUACUGGUGAUAUUACCUACUCUGGGAUUUGAGCAGAAGACUUAAAUCUCCAGGCUUUUUAAAGCACAAAAUAGAAAAGCUGGGAAAGUAAACCAAAUUCUGCACUGUUCUCUCUUCCUCUGCGGCUCCUGAAGGGGGCUUGCAGUCUCCCUCACCCCUGACGGCUCCCUCACUGUCUGGCUUUGCGUUCAGGAGCACAGUCACUUCCUCUCUGGCCACGGCGAGGGCUUGUCUGCCCUUCACUGGCCGAGGAUCUCCCCUCCGUUACCUGAGUACCAUUCCAGUCUCUUCAGUUGCAGUUACGUGGAAACUGUUUUGUAAUGAAAGAUCUUCAUUGCGGGAUUGUGCAGCAUUUAAUAAAGUCUAUGUUUGUAUUUUGCCUUA